Oryzias melastigma (Indian medaka) is the source of this 485-nucleotide messenger RNA. Its product is annotated as PRKCA-binding protein-like. Gene Ontology annotation, biological process: regulation of Arp2/3 complex-mediated actin nucleation; receptor clustering; positive regulation of receptor internalization. The record is from RefSeq and is a predicted model, not a curated record. Bases 171 to 470 code for a protein of 99 amino acids. The transcript is spliced from 4 exons. Gene Ontology annotation, cellular component: synaptic vesicle; trans-Golgi network membrane; neuron projection. Lineage: Eukaryota; Metazoa; Chordata; Actinopteri; Beloniformes; Adrianichthyidae. Gene Ontology annotation, molecular function: phospholipid binding; protein kinase C binding.
CAGGAACUGUCAGUAUCUUUUUUUCCCCCCGCAAGGAAAGUACAAACCGAGACGUUUGUUGUGGGGUAAGAAAAAACUGCCGAAUCUCAAAAGCAGAUUGCGACACAGAUAUAUGAAGGAUCUACUGUAGACUUGUAAAGCUUUCCGGGGACAGCUGAGACUGUCCUGUGAUGUUCACAGACAUGGACUAUGACUUGGAGGAGGAUAAACUGGGAAUCCCCACAGUUCCUGGCACCGUGACUCUAAAGAAAGAUGCUAAUAAUCUUAUUGGCAUCAGUAUAGGAGGUGGAGCACAAUACUGUCCUUGUCUAUACAUUGUCCAGGUUUUCGAUAACACCCCCGCAGCUGUGGAUGGGACUCUGGCAGCAGGAGAUGAAAUCAGUGGUGUGAACGGGAAACCAGUGAAAGGGAAAACGAAGGUGGAGGUGGCUAAGAUGAUUCAGGCUGUCCAGGUAUUUCAGAUUUUAUGACGGUGUCACAGUUUG